Messenger RNA from Anolis carolinensis (green anole), 3658 nucleotides. It is a transcript of the gene sytl1, whose product is annotated as synaptotagmin like 1. Lineage: Eukaryota; Metazoa; Chordata; Lepidosauria; Squamata; Anolidae. Gene Ontology annotation, cellular component: plasma membrane; exocytic vesicle. The transcript is spliced from 15 exons. Gene Ontology annotation, molecular function: small GTPase binding; neurexin family protein binding. The record is from RefSeq and is a predicted model, not a curated record. Gene Ontology annotation, biological process: exocytosis; intracellular protein transport. Bases 649 to 2307 code for a protein of 552 amino acids.
ACUUCAUGAGCUCUUGGUCGGGCCUGAGGCUGUUAGGGAUGGUGGGAGUUGUAGUCCAAAACACCCGGAGGGAGGGCCCAAGUUGUCCCAUGCCAGGUGUCAAGCAACCUCCUGGGCUGAGCUGGGAUCCACCCAGUUCUUAAAGGCGCAGCACCUUCCUCUUUCCUUUGCAAAGGCCACACCGGGGACGUGGCUCCAGUCCCGGCUUUGCUACUCACUCUCUGCCUCUCCUCCUCCUCCUCCUCCUUCCUCCUCCUUGGCUCAGCCUUCGGUCUCCUGCCCAAGUUGCCUGGGGCGCGUUGUAGGAAGAGGAGGAGGAGGAAGAGGGAAGUUCUCUUCCUCCGAAUCGAGAGCGAGUCCAAGAGCCUCGGAGUUGCUGCCGCUCCGGACCUGCGACGCCUUUCCCCUGAGCAAUGGGAGGCUCACCUGGACGCACAGUAUGUUGCUUCCUUGCAUCUCAAAAACUGAACUGAGUGGGGAAUAAUUGUCCGCGGAGCAACACCCCGACUUUGAAUCCUUCCUUCUCUUACCCAUGGCAACAAAGGGCACAAGGAUCCUGAAUCGCGCCAUUCAGCGUAGAGGGACCAUGUGCUAAUACGCCUUUGAAGAAGGACAGAGACAGUACUGACGCCUGACAAACCACGUGCCAUGGAUCAAGACGUCGGCAUCGAUGCCUUGCUGGACCUCAGCUUCCUGACCGAGGAGGAGCAGAACGCCAUCGCAGAGGUUCUGCGGAGGGACUCGCAGCUCCGGAUGUUGGAAGAGGGACGGAUCAGCAAACUGCGUGAGUCUGUCUCGGAUCCCAACUGGCUGAAGAUCUUGUCCGGGGACUGGUUCUGCGAUGUCCGUGCCAAGCGGCACCAUCACAAAUUCUUCGGUGCGGAUAUUGUCCGGGCUUCAAUCCGCCGGAAAAAGAAGCCCAAAGCAGAUGAAUGGGAACCAAAACAACGGGCCAGCCUGGGAGACUUGGAGGUGAUCAGUGAACCCGUACCUGAGGAGGAGGAGGAGGACUUACCAGAUGCUAGGGAUGGGCUCCGCAAUGAGACUUCUGCUCCGCAGCCCGCUUGGCCAGAAGAGACUCAAGCUCUGCAGGAAGCAGCCCAGUCUCAGGAAGAGGUGGUUGAGACCAAGCCAGAAGAAAGCGAUUCGUUCAGUAGCCUGAGUUCGGAGGAGGAGAAUCCGCCCAUGGAGAACAUACCAGCCAUCAUAGUCACGGCGCAGAGUAAUGGAAGUCUUGGGAAUGGCCAGGACAGAGCGCCAAAUUCAUCGUCUCCCAAGAACCGGGCCGCAACCCGCCAGAACAAAUUGCAGAGCACCAGCUCCUCCUUUUCUAGCCUGAGCUCAUCCACGAUGAGUGGCAGCACCGUGAGCGUUUUCAGCGACAGUGACAUUGGGAACGUGGAAGUCCGAGGCUGCAUCCAGUUCUCUCUGCAGUACGACUCCAUCAAGAGGGAGCUGCAUGUUCAAGUGAUCCAGUGCCGGGAUCUUGCCGAGGCCAAGAAGCAGCGGUCAGACCCCUACGUCAAAACCUACCUCCUUCCGGACAAAUCCAACCACAGCAAGAGGAAAACAGUGGUCAAGAAGAGAACCCUCGACCCCAUCUUUAAUGAGACCCUUAAGUACAAGAUCGAGAAGGCGGAAUUGCAGAGCCGGGUCCUGAACGUGUCCGUCUGGCAUCACGACGCCUUGGGCCGAAACCUCUUUAUGGGAGAGGUCGAGCUUGCCUUGAAUGCCUGGGACUGGACCACCACAGGCCCACAGUGGUUUAACCUCCAGCCCAGGACUCCGCUCAGCCCCGAUGCUGCACCCAACUGUGGAAAGAUCAGUCUCGCCAUCAAGUUCAUCCCAGCUGGAUCAGAAGAGCCAGGGCUUCCUCCCACUGGGGAGCUCCAUAUCUGGGUGAAGGAAGUGCAGAACGUUACUCCCCGGAGAGGCAACACGGCAGACUCCUUUGUUCAGUGCUACAUCCUCCCCGAUGACAGCAAGGCCGGCCGGCAGAAGACCCGCAUUGUGAAGAAGAGCCUCAGCCCCACCUUCAACCACACCAUGGUUUACGAUGGCUUCCAGGCCAAGGACUUGGCGGAGGCGUGCGCGGAAUUUACCGUAUGGGAUCGUGAGAAAUUCUCCAAGCAGCAGCUGGGCGGCAUCCGCCUGAGUCUUGGCACAGGGAACAGCUAUGGCCUCCCAGUGCCUUGGAUGGAUUCGACGGAGGAGGAGCGCCAUGUCUGGGAGAUGGUCUUCAAGAAGCCGCGAGAGUGGGUCGAAGGCAAACUUCCCUUGAGGACCAACUUGACCCCUCGGACUUAAUCCCACCGCACGUCGGGUGUUUGGGCUUCGUGGGCAAAGAGUGGACCUACUUCCACAGAGGGGACCUGAGAGAUGUCAUUUCUGGAGGGUCUACCAUAGCUUGGGACAACAAACUUGGUCUUGGAAGUCACGCUGCAUUGAAAAGAUUGAGAACUUGCCUGAACUCCUUGCUUUCACAAAUGUGAGGGAGAAAGACAACUUGGCGAGAGAGGACAACGUUGUACUGAUGCAACAAGGCGCUAUUACAACAUUAGUCACUAUUUUUAUGGUUGUCUUCACCGUCCCGGUUUGCUGUGCACACUAUGAACACUGACAAAAAUACCUCCUUGCAUUUUUAUUUUAAUUUACUGAUAUCUCCCACCUUGUCUGGUGCACAGAGAAGCCCAAGGAGUCCAUUGUUUAGAUCAUCUCCACUUUCUGUUCAAUAGGAAUGGUGGUUUCCAUCCUCCUUUAGAGAUGCUUAGCCAUGUUGUGUUUCCUUCUUGCAGAGAUUGAAGGCACUCUCCAGCUUUAGUGAACUUGCAUAGGGUCAUUUAGAAUGGUUUUGUUUCUCUUCUUUUGAGGUGAGAUGUUUGCAAUUUCUACUUUCUUUCAUCUCUGAAUCCAACAGGCAGGAUGUGCUUGCACAUGGCAACUUUUGCCAGAGGGACAUCCACAGAAAUGGUGAUGUUUUCUCUUAUUUUUCUGGAGGAGAGAGGGGACAUUUCCCCCCUCCUCCAAAUGUCUGGAUGGGCAACAUCCUUUCUUCUUCAUUGCUGAGCAAGUAAGUGCCUCUUGUAAAUAGUCUGUGGUUUAUUUGGGGUCUCCUCAGUCAGCUUCGUGUUGCAAUGGCUGGCCAAGGGCUUGCCGAUGGUUCGCGAGAGCUCUCCAGAUGCGGCACACCAUUCCUCCUCUGUCAAGAAAGAACGAGAAUCUAAUCAGGCUCGGAUCAUGGUGGUUGCCUUAAGCAUGCACUCACUCGGAUACCUCCAAGAAACUGGACCAUUCUGCAAAGAUGCGCAAGAUUGGAAGCCAUUUAGCUGCUUUGGACUCUUGACUGAAGGGUCAAGUGUUCUCCAUCUUUGGUCCUCCAAGUGUUUUGGACUCCAGACUCCCACAAAUCCCAGCAAUCCUACCUUCUGUUAGGAAUUCUGGGAGCUGAAGUCCAAAACAUCUGGAAGACCAAAGCUUGAGAGAACCUCUCCUCUCAUCCAUUUGAUUCUCUUGACCUGGAAAGUGUGGCAUCUUGAAGAGCUUCCAUGCUGAUGUUUGUAAUAGGUAGCCGUUGAUUUCUCCCUACCUCCAGGCCUUCUAAGUCGACUGCAGAUAGAUACUACAAAAACAAUAAAAAUGGUAGUUCCUUUGCCUAUAA